UGCACAGGCUGAGUUACUUGUGAGGCACUGUUUACUUUCUUCGUUGGCACUUUGUGUGGCUGAGUGUGAGAGCUCCACGGCGUCAGUGUCACUGAGCAGUUGGCAGCUGUCGGGCCACUGCAGCUCUGAAAGGUCGACAUGAAGCUGCUGGAUGAGCGGAUCUGGUCGCUGUUUAAGCGCAACUGGCAGCAUACUCUCACCUACUGGAGUGUGUUCUUUAGCUUCGGCCUGUGCAUCGCCUUCCUGGGACCCACCAUUCUGGACCUGAGGUGUCAGACUCAGUCCACCCUGCAGCAGAUCACCUGGGUCUUCUUUUCCCAGCAGUUCUUCCUGUUGGUAGGCAGCGGCCUGGGAGGGCUCUUCAAGAAAACACUCCUGUUUUCCCUGUCAGCCCUUUUCUCCUGCACAUUCAUCAUCUCGCUUGUGUUUUCCAUCAUACCGCUAUGUAACCAUGUGGUACUGCUGUCUGUUGCCAUGGCAAUUGCUGGCUUAGCCAUGGGGGUGAUUGACACCAUUGCCAACCUCCAGCUGGUGAAGCUGUACCAGAAGGAUUCCGCCACCUUCUUGCAGGCCUUGCAUUUCUUCAUAGGCCUCGGAGCACUGGUCAGUCCCCUGGUGGCUGAUCCCUUCCUGGCAGAUGAUAACUGUGUCCUGGGUGCCAACUGGACCGCCAACUCCUCCUCUUCCUCUGACCUAGAGCACCUUCGCAGCAGCCUGGCUGGGCAUGGAGGGCUACCCAACAUCUCCCGGUAUCCUCUGCACACCGAGGGUAUGGUCAUCACGAGGGUGUCAUAUGCUUUCUGGAUUAUGGCUGUUAUUAAUCUUCCAGUGCCAGCAGCGGUGCUCGCUUUGAUGUACCAUGAGAGACUGCUCCCUUGCUCCAACAACAGUCCACGUCUGCUUGACAGAGACUCUGUUUCCAGUGCGAGCCCCACUUGGGACAGUGGUCAAGGUCAUGGGAGUGUGUUUGGUUGCUGUAAUCGUGCCAAACUCCGAGGACGCCCUGCUACUUUCUUCCUCCUCCAUGUUCUGGGUGGGGCCAUCCUCUUCAUCACUGAUGGGAUUGUAGGCUCCUACACUGGCUUUGUCUACACCUAUGCAGUGUCCCCUCCUUUGCUGAUGGGCCAUAAGACUGCCGGCUAUCUGGACAGUAUAUUCUGGGCCUCCAUCACAGUAGGAAGACUGGCUUUCAUCUACCUGUCCUACAGAUACACAGCACCCAGGCUGCUCACGCUCAGUCUGGUGGGGGUCAUACUGGUGCAGUGCCUGUUGUUGAUCUUCUACACCAGCUGUGUGUUUCUCUUUAUCGGUACUUGCGUGUUGGGACUGUGCAUCAGCAGUGUGUUCCCAUCCAUGCUGGCCUUUACAGAGGACAUACUAGACUACAAAGGCCCGUUUCCACUGAAGAAGUUCCUGGUACUAUUUGGGGAGCAGGAACUACUACAGGAACGUCCUCUCGCUCGGCCCUCUCAACCGCCGUGUCUCCACUGAGAGAGCGGAGUACGAGGAAGGUUCCUGUAAAGUUACGGGCUCUGGAUGUGACGUAAUCGUUGUGCGACCAUUUUGACCGGGGCGACGUAGGGACGUACGGACGCCGUUAGCUGUUAGCCCUUAGUGGUGUCUGUAAUACUCAGUAACUCAAUAAACGGUCCGUGAAUUUUUAUUUUUUUCCCAGCGUCAGUCUUAGUUACAACAUGAUUGAGCUAACUGGAGUAGUUUCAUGUCGUAUCCGACAACGGGAGGCUUUUAACAGAUGACGUCCUGAUGUUAGCUUUGCUGCUGUUGUGAGCUGUCCCUGUCAGCUGCAGCCACUGAUGCUUUCUAGACAUCGUGAUUUUCCAAAACUGAAUAAAUACCACACAUAGCAACACAAAACUGCUUUGUUAGCUCAAUCAUGUUGUAACUAAGAUAUCCACUGGAAAAAAAAAAUUCACGGAUCGUUUAUUGAGUUACUGAAGCUAUGAACGAGCUAACCCUCGUCUACUGAGUUUUAAAAAUGCCGGCUAUUUUGUCGCUUUCUGUUGACGUCACAUCCCGCCUUGAGUAUAUCCAGUCAGCACCAAGUAAUCCCCAAGCCCCAGCCAGGAGUUUCUCAGGGCCGUUCUGAGGCAGGGACUUGUUUAGCCCCUGUAAAAGUUCCGUAACUCUGUCCUUCGGGGGUGGUUCCUGUGGUGGAGGCACGCACCAACGGCCUGGCCCCGUAAAAUUACCCCAAAGUUCCUGCGGUGGAAACGGGCCUAUUGUGUCAUACGGAUUACUGUUAAUUUAUUAUGUUGAUCUGUUCUGUACGACAUCUAUUGCACGUCUGUCCAUCCUGGAAGAGGGAUCCCUCCUCAGUUGCUCUUCCUGAGGUUUCUUUUUUCAAAUUUGCCACAAAUGUCCCCUUGGACUCAAAGAUUAACUGAUUAGAUUUUAUUGUUUCAAAGUCAAGGUCACUGUGACCUUGCAUCCAUCUCAUUCUCAAAUUUGGUUCAAACAUUCACUUGGACUCAACAAUGAACUGAUUAGAAUUUGGUGGUUGUAGGCUAAUGUCACUGUGACCUCACAAAACAUGUUUUAUGGCAAAACUUCACACAGAUGUCUAAUAUGAUAAAAUAAUGAAGUGGUGUCAUUUUAUAUCCAAUCCAACAGGUCAAAGGUCAUCUUCACUGUGACAUCAUAAUGUUAUGCAAGAACACUUUUCUGGCCAUUAUUUCACGUCAUAUCUCAGGAACAGAGGGAGACAUUUGGUCAGAUACUGAAUUGGUGACUUUAAUAUUGGGUGUCCACCUUAAAACUGUGCUGAUUGUAUAGAUUUUCUGUGCUGCUGGGGGGAAUUUGUGUGUGAAGCAUCCACGUUUUCAUUGACAUGGAUGUAAACUUUAAGAGAAACUUGACUGGUUUGCCGAGGCAUACCAGUAUUAACAAAUGAAAUAAUAAAUAAAUUUAAAAGCUGAAACAAAUAUGUGAAUGAAGAAUUAAAUAAAUAGAUAAAUAAAUGUUGUUGAUUAAUUAGGAAAUAAACAAAAUAAAUGUUUAUUUGUAUAUUUCUACAAAUCUACAUCUAUCAGUCCUGGGUGGCAGUAGAGGAGGUUUGACCAGCAUCUGCUUCAAAAGUAGUUUAGCUGACUUCAUUCUUUAUACUGGAGCUGAGAGCGUUGGAGCAGACUUCAUUUCCAUUGUUGAGUCAAAAAGUUGUCUUCUCAACUGAUGACUCAUAUCAUCAACUUUUCUGGAACAGUCCUUGUAUAUUUAUUUAUUGAUGAAUAAGUCAUUAUGAGUCCUCCAUGAGGUAGAUGAUUUCUGU
Messenger RNA from Epinephelus moara (kelp grouper), 3286 nucleotides. It is a transcript of the gene slc60a1a, whose product is annotated as major facilitator superfamily domain containing 4Aa. The record is from RefSeq and is a predicted model, not a curated record. NCBI's taxonomy places the organism in Eukaryota, Metazoa, Chordata, Actinopteri, Perciformes, Serranidae. The transcript has 8 exons. The coding region runs from base 139 to 1491 and encodes 450 amino acids.